GCCUCUGUGAAUUCCUUCUGGCUGCCAUCCCUUCCCCCACAUGGAGACAGAGUAGCCAUAGCCCCAAUCAGUCAGCCAAGUGCAGCCCAAGAGCUGGUCUAGCCAGACAGCCUUUGCUCUCCGGGAGUAAAGGUUGCCCCAUUUGGGAGGGAGCUGUGGCCAGAGAGGGGGCCCUUGGGGGUCUAGGGCUAUUACAGGGACUCCAGAGAGCCAUGCAGAGCUUUGGGCCAUGAAGGAAUACUCGGAUGUCAUCCUCUGCAUGGAGGCGACAGAACUGAGCAAGACCGAGUUCUGCAAUCCUGCCUUCGAGCCUGAAGCUGGGCUACCUGGCCCUUCAGCAGCCCUCCGGCAGGAUGCCAGCCACAAUAUCCAAGCUCCCUGGCACGGCCGGCGUCCCAGAGGCCUGCAGCCAGACUGCCACUUCUCCUGGCUCUGCAUCCUCCUGCUCGCCAGUCUGCUGCUCCUGCUACUUGGGCUGCUCGCGGCCAUCAUCCUGUCCCAGUUGCCGGCUGCACCCCCACCCGGGGCCACCAAGAGCCCACUGCCUGCCCAAGGCCUCACCACUACUACUACCCCAACCACCAGCACCAGCACCACCUCCUCAGCUACCUCAGGGCAGCAGGGGGCAGACGCGAGCCCCGCACACCAGGCCACCUGUGGGGGCCUCCUUCCUGGUCCAAGGGGCUUCUUCAGCAGCCCCAACUACCCAGAUCCUUACCCACCCAAUGCCCACUGCGUGUGGCACAUCCAGGUGGCCACUGACCAUACGAUACAGCUCAAGAUUGAAGCCCUCAGCGUGGAGGGCGUGGCCGCCUGUCUUUUCGAUCGCUUGGAAAUCUCUCCUGAGCCUGAAGGGCCCCUCCUCAGGGUGUGUGGGAAGGUGCCUCCCCCAACACUGAACACCAACGCCAGCCGCCUCCAGGUGGCCUUCGUUUCUGACAGCAGUGUGGAAGGAUCUGGUUUCCAGGCCUGGUACCAAGCUGUGGCCCCUGGGCAUGGGAGCUGUGCCCACGAAGAGUUCCACUGUGACCAGCUCGUCUGCCUGCUGCCUGACUCAGUAUGUGACGGUUUUGCCAACUGUGCCGAUGGCAGUGACGAGACUAACUGUAGUGCCAAGCUCUUGGGGUGUGGGGGGAAUCUGACUGGGCUGCAGGGCACCUUCUCCACGCCCAGUGACCUACAGCAGCACCCUCACCAACAGCUUUGCACCUGGCAUAUCUCCGUGCCUGUUGGACAUGGCAUAGAACUCCAAUUCUGGAACUUCAGCCUGGAAGCACAGGACGAGUGCAAGUUUGACUACGUGGAGGUGUAUGAGACCAGCAGUUCAGGAGCCCUCAGCCUCCUGGGCAGGUUCUGUGGAGCAGAGACACCUCCACAUCUCGUCUCCUCGCAUCAUGAACUGGCUGUGCUCUUCCGGACAGAUCAUAGCAUCAGCAGCGGGGGCUUCUCCGCCACCUUCAAGGCCUUCAAUGCCACAGAGAACCCCUGUGGACCCAGAAAGUUCUUGUGCCAGAAUGGAGGGUGUAGGGAUCUGCAGUGGAUGUGUGACUUGUGGAGAGACUGUAUAGAUGGCAACAAUGACAAGAAUUGCAGCAGUCCCUUGCUCCCACCCCCAGAGUCCUGGAGAGACUCUCAACUGGUGGGGGCAGUGGUACUUAGUGUCACGCCAAAAGGACCCAGGAAUCUGGGAAUCAAUGUUUGGGGCUUCAAGAAUCAGCCACCUUGUCACACACAGUCCUCUCCACAACCCACUUCAAAGAUGAAGAUGAGAUUUUACACAGAGUGGGUGAGUUUAUUACAGAUGCCCAAGUAGUUCCUGCAAAUAUGAGCACCCCACAUUCCCUGAGAUCAAAGAGGUGGCUGCGUGAUGCCCAGGAUUGGCAACUUGCUUGGAGAUGGCUCUUGAGAAGAACAGGAAUCCCUGAUGUGUAUAAAGCCUCUCUCCUUGUUAACUCUUUGGAUUUUCACAACAAUCUCCAUCUGACCUAUGUAAGGACCCAGAGUAAUGAAGUGACUUGUCCCCACAGUGACCCCUUCUCCCAUCCCUGCAGAGCUGGCCUGUGAGCCUGUCCAGGUGGAGAUGUGCAUCGGUCUGAGUUACAACACCACGGCCUUCCCUAACAUCUGGGUGGGCAUGGCCACCCAGGAGGAGGUGGUAGAUGUCCUCAGA
Molecule: messenger RNA, 2170 nt
Organism: Ictidomys tridecemlineatus (thirteen-lined ground squirrel)
Lineage: Eukaryota; Metazoa; Chordata; Mammalia; Rodentia; Sciuridae
Gene: Mfrp
Product: membrane frizzled-related protein
Molecular function (GO): serine-type endopeptidase activity; protein binding
Source: RefSeq, a predicted model, not a curated record